AAAGUCGUGCUUAAGAAUGAGAUUUCAGUUCUAAAAUUUUGCCUACAGAGGAACUGGACGGUAUACGCUCCUCAAAAAUAAGAAGAAAAAUCAGUUGCAAAAGAAUCGACAGCAAUGGAAGCUCAGAUUCAGAAUAGCAGCGGCGUAGAAUUUGCAGUGGGUUGCAUAUUGUCCAUCAAAACUACUCUUGGUGAAGAAUUUCAAGCCCAAGUCAUCACUUUUGAUCCUUCUUCAAACGUCCUCAUCCUUCAAGAAGGAGUGAAAUCUGGGUCAGGGCCAAAGAGGAAUAUAAGGCUUCUCAAUGCUAAUUACAUAAAGGAGUUGACUUUCUUGGGUCAAGGUGAGGACCCACUUGAUAUCAAUAAGUGUUUUCUUGACCUCAACACUCUUCAGGCCAGAGAAGACUCUGCUAUCAGACAAGCAGAAAUAGAUGCUGAGAGGAUUGGAGUGGGUGUCAGUGCUGAGGCCCGGAUCAUUUUUGAUGCAUUGGCUAAGACGCUCCCUGUGCGCUGGGACAAGACCAAUAUAGUUGUGAUGAAUGAAGUGCAUGUUUGCAGUCCGUAUCUUCCUGAGAAUGUUACUGGAGGAACUCCUGCUGCUAAUGAACGGGUGCGGAAAGUGCUGGAAUUUGAGAAGAAGAGGUUGCAAGCUCGCAGUGCUGGUCAGUGAUGAUUUCAUCUUUUGAAUAUUGAGAUGGCUGAAGAGAUAAGCCUCAGAAUGGGACACGAUGACAUUUUAAGUUAUAUCAAACCUCCCCAGAGAAGUAAAUUCUAUCAAUUUGCGAGAUAAAUGCAAGGAACCUUGAUUUUUCUUAGAUAUGUGAAAUUUUCUUUAUCACGUGCUACUUUCUGAUAUCUUAAUGGUGAUGCACUGCUGAAUGAGUUUAAAUUUGAGACUAUAGUGCAGAUUCUAUUAACUCAUGUUGUUCUUGAGGUAAUGAAGAUGUUGUACCUCGACCAUCA
Molecule: messenger RNA, 962 nt
Organism: Olea europaea var. sylvestris
Lineage: Eukaryota; Viridiplantae; Streptophyta; Magnoliopsida; Lamiales; Oleaceae
Product: protein LSM12 homolog
Exons: 5
Coding region: 115-669 (184 amino acids)
Source: RefSeq, a predicted model, not a curated record